UCAAUGCCCCUCCUUCCUUAACCGCCGUUUGCUUUCUUUCGUUCUUUCUGUAGCCUAACCCGGGAGGCGCCCCGCCAUGUGCAAAUCCAGCAAGAGUUCCCACGUGCUCCCCAUCACCUCCACGGUGGGGGUUGCCCGGGUCCUGCCCAGCGGGAAGGUCUACAGGCAGAUCUUCGACGACGAGAUCAACCUGGUGCAUGCUCUGGGGCGGGCUAGGAGCAAGAUCUCCCGGCAUAAAGUCCUUCCAGGAAAGAUCCCGUUGGUGAGAAAUUUGGAAAGAAGGACCACCUAUGGAUUCUUGUCCGAACGCCAGCAGACGUGGAUUGAGGCAAUGCCCAACGAUGAUCUCACUGAAAAUCCAGUGCAAUACAAGAAGGCUGUCGCUCUGGCACAUGCGAAGGCUAAAGAAAGCGAGAGCGUCAUUGCUGCGCGGGAAGUCAGAGGCCUUGCCGAUGUCAUAGUUUCAGAGAAAAGGACCAGCAAUAUUGUGGAGCGUAUCUACGAGAACAAAAAGUUGUGUUAUGAAGAAUAUGUGGCCCAGUUCAGGCAUGAACUAGCAUGCAUCGGGAAGGAAAUUGAAGAAUAUUAUGUGAAGCCUGGGAAAUUAUUGUUGACCCAGUUGCAGGAAUCCGACCAGAGUUUUGAAUCUUAUUUUCGUGCCUCUGAAAGUGAUAUCACUUUAAUCUCCUACGCCAUAGAGGACUUUGAGAAAAUGUGGGUCCUUCUCUUCCAAGAGAGCCAGCAAAGAAGGCAGUGGAUUCGAGAACUGGAUGAAGCUUUAUGCCAGGCCGAGGUGACCCGAGCGGAACGGAUCACAGUCGUAUUGAGCAAAUACACCAAGAUGCUGGAGGAUAUUUCUUACGUCUUAUCCUCGGAUGUCCACAGAUUCAUACACAAGGAAGCCAUGAUGAUCAACCAAGCUCUCCUGGCCAAUCGGAGGGCGAUCUCUAAGUUGUUCCUUAACCUGAUGGAGGCCGACCUGAAGAGGGAUUCCUCUUAUCGCUAUCAGCUGGAAGAGAGGAAGGAGGUCUGGAAAGGCGUGCAGAAGAAGCAUCUCAUUUCCAGUUUCCGAGAGUUUAUGGAAAGUGAAAGAAUACAGAACCCAAUUUCUGUGCAAAUGGAACUGGAGUCCAUGCUAGAAGAUCAGAGAAUUCUGGCCCAAAGAAGGAACGAGCAUUUAUUCUCCCUGGGCUCUUUGUUGCCUUUGGAGCAUACCAAGGCUGAAAUCAACGCAUGGUACGAGUCGCUGGUGGAUUUAAAUAAACAGAUAGACACUCACAACGUCCAGUCCAUGAUGAGAAUUCGCCUCAACUAUGAGAAGGUUUGCCAGGAGUGUUUGGAAAAACUCCAGGAAUGCAAGCAAAAACUGAUAGACUUGAAGAUUUGUACCCACAAAGAGGCCGAGAAGAUUGUAAACCCCAAUUUCUAUCAGUUAAUCGGGAUGCUGCAGGUUCAAUUUGAAGCCAAGAUAGAAAAGAUGGACGCUGAACUGGAACAGCUGGCUAAAAAUAGCGAAAUCAACUGCAGGCACCUCUAUCAGUACUUCCAAGAUGUCCUGGCCAUCUUUGAUGUCCACCAUUUGAAACUCACUAAUCAGGAAAGUGAUCUUCAGAAAGCUUUAAAAGAUUGUCGUAGCAAGCACGAAAAUAUGAACAAGCUAAGGGAAAUGAACCUGGACAUAGCAGUUGAUAAGCUCAGGAUGCAAAGCACCGAUGAGAAACUCAAGGCCUGUCUCGAGAAGGUUUAUUUUGCCUUGGACAUCAUUGGCAAUGGGUACUCCAUCUUCUAUCAAGACCUCGUGUCUAAAGUGAUCGUUUACCCACGCCGCGUUCGGCACGAGCUUCUUUCCUACAGCGCGGCCAUCAGUCGGUAUUUUUACGUCCUGGGCAGCUACAAAGGGAAGACCUUAAAGAAACCGGAAAGCUCAGCUGAAGGAAAAAGGGAAGAAGGAGAGAUAACGCAGGAGUCCCAGGAGAUCGAAGAAACAGAAGAGGCCAUGGAGAUUCUCCUGCAGAAAGAGAACGAGGAAGGGCUGCCUCCGGAGGAGGAGGACGCUGAAGGAGCCGAGCCUGUCGAAGUGGAGGAAGCGGACCAGGAGGAAGAGGAGGAAGGGGAAGAAACAGAGACCUCUGCUCGCCAGAGAGACGGGAACGGCGGCAGUGGAGUAGACAUAGAGAGCUCAGGGGAAGGGAGCACCUUGGGGCCCAAGACUCAAGACGCCUCCAAGCCAGAUCUGACAGAGGAUUCGGACAAGAGGUCCAAGCGAAAGGAUGUGAUUAUGGAAUUCUUCACCACGUCCAACGGAAACACCUACAAAGUGGUGGAGUACUUGAAGAAGUCCAAGCUCCGGAAACCAGAGAAAUAUUACCAGGGGAAACUGAAAAGCAGUUCUCUGCCUUACUACCUGGAGCAGGUGUACCUGUCAGAGGGUUUCUUCAGAGAUAUUAGAAGACACAUCCGACUCCAGUUCUUCGAGCACCUGGAGAAGUGGUUCGAUGACACCUUAUCCAGCACCUGGGUCAUCGGGGUGACCAAGAAGGAAGAGCUCAGCUCCGAGCUGCAGCUGCGCCUCCAUCUUCACGAGCCCCGGAAGGAACGCAUCGAGAAGGACAUUUACAACGUCAGGAUGGUGGAGUUACGGCUUCACAACGACCGCUUGAAGCGUCACUGCGCUGGCUUGAUCGAGGCGCUGAACAAGGAGCGGAGCGCCUUCAAUAAGAUCCGAGAAGACCACAACGCGGUCAGCAGAUCCUUCCGGACCCGGAUCCAAGACAUGGAGAGAGUCUUCCAGAUGGAAAGCCGGGCAGAAAAGGUGAUGGCCCUCAGCCGCAACCUCCACACGGAGUUGCUGAACCACGUGGAAGUACUCCAGGUCUCCAUGCGGAGUUACAGACAGUAUCUGGAGGAAGCCUUGGGCAAGCUGCGAGAUUCGAACACGGACUUCCUGAAAGCCUGCAGACUCUUCGCAGACGGUGGGAACUUUUCGCCCGAAGAGCUCGAGAUCUUCAUGAAGCAUCUGCAGAAGGAGAACUCGCGCAUCGAGUUUGUGGAAGGCUUGAUCAUGAUUGAUAUGGAGAAAGCAGAGACCGGCUACCUGGAGCAGGCUUCAGAAAUUAUCAGCAAGUUUGAGAACAGGUUUCGUUACCUGGCUAUGGAUCGAGUCUUCUUGGAGAGAAUCCAGCGGUUUCUGACCAAUAUUCAAGUGAAAAUCAAGACAGAGGUGGCGAAAUCCAACUGGCAGACCCAAACGUUGAAUAACUACUUGGAGAAGCUCGUCCAGAGGAUCGAUGCCUGCGCCCACCCUAAUGUGGACAAAGAAAGCAUGACUCCAGAAAGACUUUACGAGUUUACCAAGUUCGUCAUGGAAGAACUGAAGAAGAGAUGCAAAUAUCUCAACUGUCAACUCCGGAUCCCGGAACCAGACAUUGCUUCCUUGCCGGUCGUCUUCCUUCAAGACUCCUUGGUAAGCACCGCCCCAUCGGAUAUGUCCCUCCCGGAGAGCAAGGUCACCGUGAUGGGCAUGGAGUAUACGCCCGUCCUCAACCCGAGCAGGAUGGGGAAACCGGCCUUCGACGACGCCUCCUUCCACCUGAUCCGAAACCUCACCGGGUAUGUGCGUGGAAAAAAGAUGUUAGAGGCUCAGCACGAAAGGGAUGUGGCCGGAUUGCCUGGAACAGACCGAAGUGAAUUUCCCAACCAAGCUCUACAGCCCUUGUUUACUGCGGGGGGUCAUCGCGAGAGCCUUUCCUUGGGAACAGCCUACCUGCUGGCCAAGAAAUCGAGUUCCAUUACCAAAUUAUCAGGAAGCGGGAACUCCAUCCAAAAAUACACCCGACUUACAAAAGCCGACAGGAAGUUGCUGAUUUUCGGAGGCCAGCCAAAAGAGGGAGAAGCCGAUUACUUCACCGGCAUCAUCUUCAGUAUCCUGUGGGAUAAUUUUGACAACAUCAUGAACGUUGCUGAGGAGUUCUACAAAAAGGACAAGCAUCAGAUUACGAAGCCGGAGUGCCUCCAAGAAACCUACGACCUGUGCAUUGAUGCCCUGGGUCAGAAGAUGCUGACCUAUCUUUUCCAAUCCGACGAGUACCACAUUGCUUGCAUCUCUGAGUUCCGGGCCCAGCUGAAGACUUUCGAGGAAGAGCUUCCUCAGGUCAUCCGUCUGGCCAUCGGCAGAAUUCUAAAGGAUCACGAGCAGCUCCUCGCCGAAUCCACCGAACAGAUCCGGGGUCACCUGCAGGACCAGCUGAAGAAAUGGACCGCUAUAAAAGACAAAAACAUGGCCCAGUUGCACACCAGUUUGGGCCACCCGGAUAAUAUCCCGGUGCUGGAAGCCCUGUGCCAGAAGGAAGAGAAAAGGCAGGCCGAGCAAGUGGAGAGCAUCCUCAUCUGCACCAAGAGGCUGGAGGUGUGCGUCACAGAGUGCGCCCAGAAGUUUGUCUCUACCUUGGCCACUUGCACCGAGACCAUCCUGAUGGAGCUGGACAACAGCCUCACCAUCGACGACGUGCAAGUAGGAAAAACGGAAAAAGUCCGAGAGAAAACCAUCACUCUGAUCCGUCGUAAAAAAGCCGGCCUCUCCUUAGAAGUCGAAGAACGGAAACUCGUGGCCGAACGGGGCAGCAGAACCUGGCCUGGCAUCCCACAAACCACCAUUCCAAGUCUCGUGAAUCAGGUUAUCUUCCAAGAAACGGCCUCUGUGACCACAGCCAAAACUACGUUGGGCCACGUCGCUGCGGUGGAAGAGAGAGACGCCGUUUACACGAAAUUCAUGGAAACGCUCACGAUGGAGUUUUCCAGGAUCAAGGAGGAAAACUCGGCUCACCUCAUGAAAACCCAACACUGGGCCCAUUGGUGGAAGAAGUCUGUGCAGAAAAUCAAACAGCUCUACUUGUGAACCCAUUUGAAUCUCCUGCGAUCCUCGUCUCCUUCCCCUUCCCCCCACCCUUCCUUGUUUGUGUGAUAUAGACGUAUUAUUCAAAGCUGUAGGAAAAGUAAAAUGUUAAUCUGG
This is a messenger RNA of Thamnophis elegans (Western terrestrial garter snake), 5008 nucleotides long. It is a transcript of the gene CCDC180, whose product is annotated as coiled-coil domain containing 180. The transcript has 37 exons. NCBI's taxonomy places the organism in Eukaryota, Metazoa, Chordata, Lepidosauria, Squamata, Natricidae. The record is from RefSeq and is a predicted model, not a curated record. Bases 77 to 4894 code for a protein of 1605 amino acids.